Rangifer tarandus platyrhynchus (Svalbard reindeer) is the source of this 231-nucleotide messenger RNA. The record is from the annotation of a GenBank genome assembly. NCBI's taxonomy places the organism in Eukaryota, Metazoa, Chordata, Mammalia, Artiodactyla, Cervidae.
AUGGGAAGAAAACUCAGAGUCAUGCGUUCUGUCCAUAAAGAAAAGUUAAAACAAAAUUCAAAUCCUAGUUUGAAGAAUGUCAGUAAACCUAAGAAGAGACUUAACUUUGCUUCAAAAAGUGCACAAAAUUCUAAAGGUUUGUUUAUUGGAGAAAAAGCUGUUCUCAUGAAGAAGAAAAAGAAAGGACAGAAGAAAAGUAGACAAACUAAGACACAGAAAAAGCAGAAGUAA